This is a messenger RNA of Procambarus clarkii (red swamp crayfish), 551 nucleotides long. Its product is annotated as small ribosomal subunit protein eS17. The record is from RefSeq and is a predicted model, not a curated record. NCBI's taxonomy places the organism in Eukaryota, Metazoa, Arthropoda, Malacostraca, Decapoda, Cambaridae. Gene Ontology annotation, biological process: translation. Gene Ontology annotation, cellular component: ribosome. Gene Ontology annotation, molecular function: structural constituent of ribosome.
CGCCGCGGAAUCGGUCGCGCCAUCUGUGGCGCGACCUCACAAGCAGCCUCCCGGUCCUUUCCAGGUCUGAUCUCGCUGUGGUAUUGGUCGUGCGCGAGGGUCUCUAAAGAUCCAAGUAAUCCGUCGAAAUGGGUCGUGUACGUACUAAAACGGUGAAGAAGGCAGCCCGUGUAAUAAUUGAGAAAUAUUACACACGUCUGGGUAGUGACUUUCACACAAAUAAACGGAUAUGUGAGGAAAUUGCAAUUAUUCCGUCGAAGCCCCUCCGCAACAAGAUUGCAGGGUUUGUCACCCACUUGAUGAAGCGCAUCCAGCGUGGCCCAGUACGUGGGAUCUCCAUUAAGCUCCAGGAGGAGGAGCGAGAGCGUAGGGACAACUAUGUGCCAGAAGUGUCUGCCCUGGAACAAGGCAUCAUUGAGGUUGAUGCCGACACGAAGGAAAUGUUGAAAUUGAUGGACUUCGACAAAGUCGCUGGACUGCAGGUGACUCAGCCCAUCCCGUCUUCAUAUGGUGGCCGGCGAUAAUUUUUAAAUAAAUGCAUUCAAAGUAAA